GGCUGGGGCUGUUCGCUCCACAGAGGCCUGCGCUACCCUAGGGUACCCGGCACUGCUCUCCCCGCCGCCGCGGCGGGAGCAGCCACCACAGCUCAGCCACAGGGCCUCUCUGCAGGCCGCCAUUUUUUCUCCGCCGGCGGGGAGGUAACACCGCCUCCCCGCUGUCGCUGUCAUCAGCCAACACAGCUUCCACCGCCACGUUCUGCCGUACGCUGGAGGAGCUAGGCUGUCCGAGCUCCCGGGGAACACCGCCCGCCGGCACCGCCUCCUCCCGGAUGGGGGCGGUGCGGCGCCUGCGCGGGAGCGCUGCUGAGGCCCGGCCGCGGUGUGGGCAGGCGGGAAGGGGGCUGGCGCGCAGGUAAUGUAAGCAUUUCAGUUAUAGACAACGGAGGAAUCAGGCAUGUCAGCUCUUUGUCCACCACCAUCUCCUGCAGUUGCUAAGACAGAGAUCUCUCUGAAUGGCGAGUCACCUUUAUUAGCUGCCACUUUUGCUUACUGGGACAAUAUUCUUGGCCCCCGAGUGCGGCAUAUCUGGGCCCCAAAGACAGAACAGGUGCUUCUCAGUGACGGUGAAAUAACUUUUCUUGCUAACCACACCCUGAAUGGAGAAAUACUUCGGAAUGCAGAAAGCGGUGCAAUAGAUGUGAAGUUCUUCGUCUUGGCAGAAAAAAGGGUAAUCAUUGUGUCAUUGAUCUUUGAUGGAAACUGGAAUGGAGACAGAAGCACAUAUGGACUAUCAAUUAUACUUCCGCAAAGUGAACUUAGCUUCUACCUACCACUUCACAGGGUGUGCGUGGAUAGGUUAACACAUAUUAUAAGGAAAGGAAGAAUUUGGAUGCAUAAGGAGAGGCAAGAACAUUUCCAGAAGAUUGUCUUGGAAGGCACGGAGAGAAUGGAGGAUCAGGGCCAGAGCAUCAUUCCAAUGCUGACAGGAGAAGUCAUUCCUGUAAUGGAACUCCUUUCAUCUAUGAAAUCACACAGUGUUCCAGAAGAAAUAGAUAUAAGUGACACAGUGCUAAAUGAUGAUGACAUUGGGGAUAGUUGCCAUGAAGGCUUUCUCCUCAAUGCAAUUAGUUCACACCUGCAGACCUGUGGUUGUUCUGUAGUUGUAGGAAGCAGCGCAGAAAAAGUUAAUAAGAUUGUGCGAACAUUGUGUCUAUUUCUUACACCAUCAGAGCGGAAGUGUUCCAGACUCUGUAGAAAUGAGUCUUCUUUCAAAUAUGAGUCAGGACUUUUUGUUCAAGGCUUACUCAAAGAUGCAACAGGAAGCUUUGUGUUGCCCUUCCGUCAAGUAAUGUAUGCCCCAUAUCCUACUACACAUAUAGAUGUAGAUGUCAAUACAGUGAAGCAGAUGCCUCCCUGUCAUGAACACAUCUAUAACCAACGACGAUAUAUGAGAUCCGAGCUGACAGCAUUUUGGAGAGCUAAUUCAGAUGAAGAAAUGUCUCAAGAUCGUAUUAUCCACACAGAUGAGAGUUUCACACCUGAUUUAAAUGUCUUUCAAGAUAUCCUGCAUCGAGAUACAUUAGUAAAAGCCUUCCUGGAUCAGAUCUUUCAUCUGAAGCCUGGCUUGUCUCUAAGGAGUACUUUCCUUGCACAAUUUCUGCUAGUCCUUCACAGAAAAGCCUUAACUUUAAUAAAAUACAUAGAGGAUGACACGCAAAAAGGAAAAAAACCUUUUAAGUCUCUUCGUAGCUUAAAGAUAGAUCUUGACUUAACGGCAGAGGGCGAUCUUAACAUAAUAAUGGCUUUGGCUGAGAAGAUUAAACCAGGUCUACAUUCCUUUAUCUUUGGGAGGCCAUUCUACACUAGCGUACAAGAACGUGAUAUGCUCAUGACGUUUUAAAGUUCUCCAUUGCUAACGCGUAAUACUGCAGUCUUGCAUGGCAUGAAAAGAAGUCUGUCAGUGUGACCACCACACUUGUGACAAUCAUUGAGACAUUUGGACAAUAGUCUGUCCAAAGCAGAAGGGGAUUUUAUCAGGGGGGAUAUCAGCUUAGCUAGACAAGCAUGAUUUUAAGGAAUCCAUCUCUUCUGUGUGCUUUUUUUAACAGUAAAUGUUACCAGAGGUUCCCUUGCCGUAUGGGCUUAGUAGAUAUGUUUUGGCAUAUGAUAAAGGGAAGCAUUUUAAUUUUCUUUUCCUAGAGACUUCUUUCAGGUAUGUGUCAGUUUUUACCUGUUCUUCUGUGUCAGUAUUUUUAGUGUUUCCACAGAAAACAAUCCAUACGUCCUCUCUAAUCAUGGAGAUUGCGAAAUAGGGGCCUUCUGGGAGUUUCAAAGAAUUCUUAGAAGUUUGUUCUUCUGUAUGUGGUACAAAUCUGAACCGUGUCUUCCCUCAUCCCUUUUUAACACUACCCGCUCCUUUAUUUAGAGCAUUUACAGGUGUUUGGGAUUUUUAAUAUACUACAAACUGCUACUCUUGUGUAAAAACUGUUGACUAUUAGCAGCCAGCUUAAAUAGCAGCACUCUUCACGUGGGAACUGGGUCAUUGUUUCAGCAGCUUUGUGCAUGUAAGCGCCAACCAGGGUACUCUGUCACCGAUUGCUGGGCCAUCCUGCAGUGAAGUGUUCAGUGAUCCAGCAUAAUUGAGCUCUUUCAAAACACAAAACAGAAAACUUGUGUCAUUCAGCAGCAGUUGUUAGUCUUCCUGUCUAUAAACUGCUGCUGGUUUUCCCAUUGUCACUUAGAAUAGGGUUCAGAUUAAAGUAUUAGACCUUCCCAAAGAACAUGAAGGUGAUAGCCAAGCUGAAAGAUAAAACAGUAAAUCCUUAAUUCAGAGAUGAGCACAACUAUGAACUAAUGUGAUUAGCAUUAUACUGAGUGAAUUCCAGUCAAUAAUCUUGCCAAUCUUCUUAGUUCAUUUUAGGACAUCUGCAGCUUUGCUUUGCUUGAAAAUAAAAACACAUAUUCUAUUUGUAUCCCUCAACCUCUCAGUAGCGUGUAGCGCAGUGUGGUUUCAAGUUAAUCCAGACCCAUUUUUUUGAGUUUCGACAUGUGGUUGGUGUGUGUUAUAUUGAAGUCAAUGGUAUGUCUGUAUUGCAUGUUGUUGUAUUUCUUCUGUUUUGGGACAAAUACAGGAAUAUAUUUGUGUCAUGUUUUAGUGUACCCUCAUAACUCAGUAUUCAUUGUGGAAGAGCUGCACUUGUGAUUCAAAAAGCCAUGGCUGCUUAAAUUGUUUAAAUUGUUUGUAAUGCUCCUUGGCAAACAGGUUUCUGUUUUCAAGAUAGCUUUUUAGUAUCUCUUUCAUACAGGGAGUCAUAAAAGUUAACAGAAGUUAGAUUCACAGCUUUUGCUGGAAUGUCCAAUACUCAGAUUCUAAAAGGAAUAAUGUCCUUUAUUUAGAUGUCCAGAAUUCCCUUACAUUUCCUGAAAUACAAAGAUUCACAAUUAAACAUUUAGAGCUUCAGAAAGAUGUGGAAUUGAGCCCCAGCUGCACACCAUUUUGGUGAAUGAACAUCAUCAGCAUUACCUGGUUCAAUAAGUAAUUACAUUUUGUGGAGCCUUUUUUUUUUUUGCUGUACAUGUAUGUAGGACUCUUGCAAUAAGCUCAGCACUUCAUCAAAAGAACUUGUCAGAAUUUUGCUGACAUAAGUUACUUGUGCUGAGAUUCUGUUCGUCUUCCUCCCAUUAUUAUUUCCUUCCACAUUUUUAAUCAAUUGAUCCAUUAGAAAAGAGCCUGAUUGUGCUAAGUUUUUACUCUCGUGUCUGUAAGGUGGUGAAAAAACGUAAUGAACACUGCUGAAACUUCUCAUGUAGAAGUUGUGUUGAAGUCUGAAGAGCUUUAAAUGUGCUGCUGAAAUUAAUCACUUCAGCUUGAUAGGCAUUGGAUGCUUAACAUUGACACUACUAAAAGUAAAGCUCUGUUUGUUUACUGAAGAUGCUGUCACUUUUUGAAAUUAUUAAAAGCUGGAAACUUUCGCAGUUGCUACUUUUGUUGCACAGCUCUCACAAGUGCACUGUCAAAAGUGCAGAAUGUAGAGUGAGGUAAGUUAUUAAAUGCAUCUGCAUGUUGUGUUGUAAAUCUUGCUCAGGAAACAAAAGUAUUAUAAUAAAAUUCAUGCACAAUUUUUCAAUAUAAUUGCUGAUUUUUUCCAUAGAGUUUCUCUUCUGUAUCUGAUAGAAUCAUUAUCUUUUAUGCUGUGAAAUAAAGAAGAAACCUUAUGCCUUCUUGUUAAAUUAAAAAUUUUGCUGAGAUGGUGAAUCAUAGACUGUAAUUGAUAGAAAGCCAUAUGUUAUUUAGUUCCUCCAUUUCUGUUAAGGAUUUGCUCAUUUCAGACUGAGACUGGUGGGACUUGCUGUGCCUCUGAUGUGCUCAAAUAAGAAUUUAGCCUCUACUGUUAAAAAGUCCUAAUUGCAUAUGUGAGAAUUAAGAAAUGUUUUAAGGAGUUCAUUUAUAUCUAGCAGUCAGUGAAUACCUUACUUCAGGAUUUUAGUUCCUUACAGUUAAAAGAAUAGAGCAAGUUUAUUUCUUCCGGUUGGAUGUGAAAGGGGAGUAGCGGUUUGGAGCAUUUUUAGUAGCACGUUUUCCUUGAUCUUGAUUCCUGGUCUUUGCAUAUCUAUAGAGGUAGCACAGAAAGACAUCCCUUGGAAUGUCUUUCUUGUUGAGAUCACAGAGGAUAUUCCCGGUCUAUAUAUCAAUGUCUUGUAGUGUCAGUUUUAUUCCAGAGCAAAAUGCAUCUUUUGGUAAUAUUCUUGUCCCUGAGCCAUCAGUAUGAUACACCAGCAGUGUGCCAGGAUGUCUACACUCCAUUCUCUACUGGGAAAAAGCAUUCAAAAGAUUUCACUUCCUAUUCUCAGAUCUAUGAAGACAAAGGAAAGUGGUCGACAAUAUGAGGGCUAUGUCAUACAGGCAUGUCGCUUUCCUCUAUUGUCUACUCAGAGCCUACAAAGAAUGUACUUUGUCCUCUCUUCAACAGUAAGCAGUAAAGAGGCAUAAACCAUAUCCAUUAGUCUGCAGAGUAGGUUUUUGCACAUCAUGUGAUUUACCUCUGUCCUGGCAUAGAGCCACACACUGUUAUGCCUCCUACUUGGGCAACACACCAAGGAAACUCCAUGGCAGCAUGUCCGUGUUUACAAGGUUGUUUAUGUGAUACUUUGGUUAAAGGGCGUAAUUAUUUUGCUUCUCAAAGCCAUACUGCUCAUAUGCAUGUCCAGAGGUUUCAAACACAGAAAACUUCAAUUAAAGUUCAGAAGUAUGUAAAAAGGACACAAUCCUGCCGAUAACCAUUGAGUAAUUCUGACUUCAGUUCCAACUAGAAUAAUAGAGCUACCCUGCAAGAACUUUUAACCUUUGAAAGAGAAAUUUCCACUUAAACGUGUGGAAUGGCAACAGGUAAUUGCUCCCUUGUUUUAGAUGUUUCUAUCUUUAUUGUCAUGUAGGACCUGACAUGACAGGAGGACCCUGACAACUGGAAAAGGGCCAAAAGACAAUCUGGGGAACUGCAGGUUGACCAGUUUCACUCAGGCACCUGAGAAAAUCAUUGCAGCACGUGUCCUCUUGCAGCAUGUGUCUUGCCGCAUGAGGAAGGUGAUUGGGAGCUGUCACCAUGGCUUGACCAAGAGUGAAUAAUGCUUCACCCACCUCAUUACUUUCUGUGAUUAAAAGACUGGAUUUGUGGACAAGUGGAGAAGAGGGGAUAUCAUUUAUGUUGACUUCAGCAGGGCUUCCAGCACUCUCCCACAAUGUCCUUGUAGCCAAGCUGGAUGUUAGAGUCUAGGUGGGUGCCCCACCAGGGGUGAACAUCUGGUUGGGUGGUGGGGCUUGGAGGUGAUGGUCACUGGGGCUUAUCUACCUGGAGGCUGGUGCCUUGUGGGGUCCCACAAGGUCUGCCCUACAGCCUCUCCUGCUUAACAUCUCUAUCUGUGACCUGGGAAGGUGACCAAGGGCACCCUGUCAGGUUUGCAGGUGGCACCAAAUUGGGGGGCACCAGUUGAUAUGCAAGAGGGCAGGGUGGCUGUCCAGAGGGACCUGGACCAUCAGUGAGUCCAGAGGCAGCUCUGGGGAGAAAGUCUUGUGAGCUGGCAGGGCCAGAGAGACUGGAGAACCAGAGAAAAGCUGGGCAGGGCCAGGGCCCAGAGAGGAGAUGCCAUCUCCCUCCUUGGAGGGUUUCCAGCCCCCCCAGGAUAAUGGCCUGAGCCCUGGGCAGGGGUCAGACUGGAGACCUUCUCAGGUCCCUGCCAGCCCAAAAUGUCCUGUGGUGCUACGGUCCAGCAGGCAGGCUGCAGCCACUGGUGUCAAGAACCAGAGAAGAGCUGCGGUGGGCAGUGACCUCUGGAGGGUAGUGGGUCCAGCCCCCUGCUUGGACCAAGCCAGCUUCCAUUGAUGUUUUUCAUGGCAUUGUCUGGUCAGUUCUCCAAUCGCACAGAUAAAAAGCAGGGGCUGAAUAAACUCCACUGUGAGAGCACAGGCGUGCAAGAGCUUAAAGGUGAUGCUGGAUUCACCAUUGAAACGGUGGGUGCGCUAACGAGCGAAUGCCAGAAAGAAAAGUUUAGAUGUCAGGAAUAUGUAUCUAAGGCACAUGUGUUAAAAUUAGUGGCAGCCUAUCCUUAGGUACUUGAAACAUGACUUUUUGUAGAAACAUCUAUCUGUAGCAAGGAAGCAUGGACUCUUAAGAGAGAGGAAUGUAGACGUAUAAAUGGUAAUUAGGUAAAAUUACUUAGGAUAUUUUUGGCUGAGUGUCAAAGUAAAAGCUUGAUGCUGUGAAGCAGUGAUAUCUCAAAGGCGAAUGUCUGAAGCUUCAUCCCUAACCUCUAUCUAACAAUAAGCCAAAAUGUUUGAAAAUGUACAACAGCCAAAAGCUAAUUUGUGAAACUUUUAAGUUCAGUGCCAGCUUCUCUCCCAUUUAGAAAAUUGUCUCAUUAUGGUACAACAGAGUGUCUUUUCCAGCUUCAGUGAAAUAUGACUAACAGUUGCCAGACUUUUGGUUUUCAGUGGAAGCAGCAAUGUAAGAAAUUACAGGUCAGGGAAUACUGAAAUUUAGUACUGCAGCAUAUACAUACAGCAAUUCAAUAUUUCUGCCAAAACGUUCAGUGGCGUAGCUGACUGAUGGAACUGCAGUUUCAGCCUUCCACAUUCGUCCACAGGGAUGCGAAGCAUUUGUCCUUGCUGAGAUUUCUGCCUGUCUCAGGCUGCCUCUUCACUGGAGAUUGCUCCUGCAUCACCUUGUCUCCUGCUGACGUCCCCGUCCCUAUCUCUGUGACAGCAGUAUUUGGAAAUAACUUCUGAUAACCCAGAUUCUGGAGGAGGGACCUUCCAGCAUUUGGGUUGGGUUUUUUUAGUAGCCAAGGGCAGCUUCACAGACAAACCACACAGAGUACUAAGGACCUGGACAAUAAGUAAUGACUAAUUAACUUCAUACCAGUUUUUGGCAGAGAAUUGGGCACUGGCAGGCUGAGGAACAUUUUGGGUUCAGUCUGGUUUUAGCGUUGGACUGCCAAGGUCUGACACUUCCCCUUCAGGCUGGAGACUGGAGAGGUAGCUGAUGCAAACUGAUUAACGUGUUUGUUGAUUAAUGACCACACUAGAAGGAAAUGGGUGGGACGGCAAAAUUAUCAGUGAUCUAGGCAAUUAGAUAUACCAGCCUGUAAUUACAUAACAAUGCAGAGUACCAGGCUUGACUAUGAAACUGUUAAUUAUAAGUUUGAAGUCCAGUGAAACACACAGACGCGUAAUCACAAUCAAGUUACAAAUCUGUUAGUGUGGUGGUGCAAGUCAGUUUCCUCCUACACCAAAUCUGAUGGACACAGACCUGAUGGUGGGUUGUCCAAGGAGUGUCCCUCUGGCAUCCCAGUGUUCUGGGGCGCGCAGGUCAGCAUCGCUGCUGUCUGCAGCCCUCCGUGCUCCUGCUGCUGGAGGAUCCAUCUUCCUUUUUUCUCUGCCUGAUUUCAUACCUUACUCCCUCCUUAUUUUUUCUUAUUUUAAGCUGACUUUUUUGCCAUCCUUGCAUCUUCCUCCCCCCACUGAGUUCCUCUGAACACCCCACACCUAAUUGCUUUUUACCAUUGGUCCUAGUUUUGCUACAUCUGCACCCAAAUUUGGUAUUUCUGAUACUGUGACUUGGGCAAUAUUUGGCAUAUGUGGCUUUACCAAUAGCAAUGCUCGGUGUUGGUGGCUUUGCACGCCAAAGUUCCCCUACCAUUAUUCACUUCAGCCUGGUUGGACUUACUCAAUUCCUAGUCGUAAUUACUGUACUUCAGCCUCCAUUCCCCUGCCUGGCUCCUAUUAAGCACGAGCAGGUUCUUGCCAUGUGCACCAGCUGUUUACAUACCAAGGCAGCAGAAUAACUCGUUUUCAUACUUCUGUGGCGGGCUGUCGCAGGUUCCGCAUAGGACCUUGGCUGCCGUGGGGCCACGCGCCCCACUGGAGCUCUGGUUUGCUGAUGUCAAGGUGGUUGUGAGCUCCAGAAUGUGCAGGAAGCCAACUGAGUGAAGCUGUGAGGCACCUUUUGGUGCCAGGACCUCCAGGAUGGGGAAACAGAGAGGCUCCUUAUAGGGUAGAGGAGCAUGGGGUGGUAGAACAGCACGUCACAGAACAAGCUGGUGGUUAUGGUUCGGGGAUCCACGAUGCUAGCAUGUCUUGACUGCAGCACACUCACGUGUGUUGGUUUUCCUCUGACUCCCUCAAAUGAAGUUGCUCUUUGAUGCCAGCUGGUUGUUCCCGUGGUGGAUCUGUAAAAUGUGAAUUGUACUUCAGAGCCUUUCACUGUCCCUCAAGUUCUCCACAAAAAGGCAGCUAUAUUUCUGGAUGUUUUUUAGGAUAGUUGCAGCCCGCAUGACUGUAGCAUCUGGCUGUAAUACAUGUAUUACCGAUGUAUUACAGAUGUAUUACAGAUGUAAAUUGCAGGCAAAAUUUUCACAUAGAUGUAUAAAAAUAUGAUGUAAACUAUGAAGAUGUGACAUAAAUAUAAUGAAGCAUUCCAGUCACCUUUCUGAUAAUGCAUUUAAGAAAAGAAAUGAACAGAAAAAAAUCCAAAUUGUAGCUAAUAGACUCUGUUAACUUUCAGUGUCUCUUUUCAAACUAAUCAUCCAGUCUUCGUUCCCAUCUACACAUAUUUCAAUAGAUUUCUUUGUCCGUUUGUGAACAAACCAACCAGUCUGUCACGUGUGAAAAGAAAUGUCUGUUUGUUUGACUGGUCUUAAGGAUGUGGUGACAACAUAAUGUCUUUAAUUAGUUCCGGAGAAGUGCCAGCUUGUUAAUGUGUUUAUUACAGAAAAAAACGCAGCCAAGUCUAUAGGACUAGCUUUACACAUUAGUGUGAGAGCAUAUCUAGUCUCUUAUUUAUGGAUUUUUGUUAAUCAAGAGUGUGUACACAUAAAAAAUUGUGCAGUGCUUUGAGUGGAUGGUUGUGUUGGUGGAGGCUGUCUUAAAUGUUCCUGCAUUUUAUGUGGCUUUGUUAUGCUUUCUCUGCUGACAAUUUUAUUUAAGAGUGCCAUUUCAGAAACUGAAUACCAGAGGUGCCUUUCAUUUUGCUCAAAACUUUUGUUUUUUAGUCCCCUUGUUUUUGUUAAAUUUCUGAUGCUUAGUAAUGGCACCUAUUACAAAACCAACGCACUGGGACAGACGCCAAAAGGUAUGUGUGUUGGAUUAAGCACGACCCUUCUACAAAGGAUAAUAUUUGGAAGUUGCAGCAAUUUUUGCAGCUAGCCUUGGGCAGCCAAGAGCUACCAGAGUGAUGCUGAAGCCACGGGCUGUAAUCAGAGAGAAACCUGAUAGCAGUGUUUUUGAAACAGAGCUUCAGCCCUGUUUCUGAAAGCUGCAGGCCGGUCCCCGUCUGUGCGAGGAGGCAGGUGGUCCAGCUGGUCUCGGCCGUCUGCUGAGCUUCCCGCACCUGCUUGGUUCCAGGCAAGGCUAUGAAAUAAGCUUUAAAAAAAACAAUAAAAUGCUGGCGCCUGGCACAGAAGGAGAGAGAUUAAGUUAUUUUGCAGGAGACUGAAGAAAGAUCCCAAGAGGCAAGAGUCUGGUGCUCUGAGCCCCAGCGCAAAUGUGGCUUAUCCGAGGAAGAAGAGCAGGAUGGGAACCCAGAUCACCUCCCACCAGCCUCUGUUAACUCCAGUUCUGCCUUUUGGCUCCACACCUCACUGAGGGACAGAGAGAUUUUCCUAUGGAAGGGGAAAUCUCCCCAUGGCCUUACAACAGUUUAAAUGGAGAAGAAUUAAGUAUUUUUCACUUGAGGCCAUUUGUGUCAAGUCCAAAGAGCCUGAUUGUGCAGAGACUGAAAACACUUUUGCAUUCAAAUCCAAACAGGGCUACUUCUUUCCUGAAACACAAGCCAGUGUUAUUCUGCUGUCCAAUGAAAGAUCGAUUCUUCAGGCUAUGAAAAGGAGGCUUUUAGAUAACUUGGGUGCCAGGGGUCACAACGCCAUCCUCUGCCUCGCUCCGUGCACACAGACCUCCUGUCUGUCUGCAGGCAGCUGCUGGGAACAGCCUUGCUGCAGUCGGUGGAGCCUGUGACCGAACCAGUCGAGGAGCAGACGGUGGGAUUUCAAAUGCUCUCUGUUUGCAAAGAGAAUUCACAGAAUAUUUUGAGGAAGAAGCUGGGAAGAACAGCACAAUGACGCAGCAAAAGCAAACUGCAUGGUUAUGGCUGGGCUGAAAGGGCAGCAUUUACUCCAGCACGAACAAAGGAUUUGGGUGGAAGGAGGAGGACUUGGAGUGGUUAGGCAUGAAAUUCUUUCUAAGUGGGAAGGUGAAAAAAAAGACCUAUCCAUGGAGGUCAGGGAAACUGAGCCAAAGCCUUCUUGGAAGGGGAGGACCGAGAUGGAAAAGGAUGCUGGGGAUGCGGAGCAGAGGGAAACCAUCCGUGGUGUGCUGGGAGCCUGGUGGUCAAAAGAUGCAAAGGGAGACUAAGAAUGUCAAAGCUGUGCAUGAUAACCGUAACACUGAGAUGAAAACCAGCGGAUGCAUUCACAGCACACAGAACAACACUAGUGGGUGCGUGGCUACUCAAGUGCAAUCUUACAUCCUGUUAGCGUUUGGUGAAAUGCUGUGGGAGUCAUUUCACAGAGCAAAAUAAUUGGUGCUGAGGACCUGAAGUCCACACUGUACGUGUUUCACCAGUUUCACUUCAGAUGAGCUUUAGUUCCACCCCAUACAUUGACUGCUCACUAGCUGCUGGAGUGCCUCUUCCCAUCCAGUUUAAUGGGAUGAAAUCCAUUUUAUGCAGUUCAUUAGGUGACACAAACUACAGUAAGGAGGGAUGGAUGAUCAGGUGAAUGAUUUCAGGAGAGCUUUCCUGCUGUGAACUGAAACAGUGCUGUAGAUGUACCCUCUGAUCACAAGUAACGGGUACAGGGGUGCAAGUGAAACUAAAAGGGAAGAGGGAUACCGGAAAGGGGAAAAUGGAAAAGAAAAAGGGGAAAAGGAAAGGAAAUUAUCCAGGAAGGUCCGAAAGAAGAGGAGAAAGGAGUAUCAACAGGCCUUUAUGUUCAAAGGUAGCAUGGCACGGGGCAGAAAUUAAUCUGUUUUGAGAUCUGUGCCUCUAGUUAGAAAAAUGGUCUGGUUUUGCAAUGAACGUAUUUGGAUUUUCAGUGUUAAAAAAAAAUCUGAGUGGUGGAAUAGAUAUUCAAAUGAUGGUAUUUAUGUGCCUCUGUUUUCUUCCUCACAUCUGGUUUGGAUUACUAUGCUUUUCUUUCUCGUGGUAGACGAUUGUUGAAAUGCAGUUAUCCAAUUCCUUCCUCCUUUCUGCUCCCUCCCAGAUAAUCACUGAAUGCAGGGAACAUUUUUAUUUCUGGCAGAAAAUUCAUGCAGCAUGCAUCAAAAAAAAGCAGGCAGAAACAUGCCUGACCAAAUAUUUCUGUAUGUGCUUUAUUAUGAGAAGAAUUUUUUAAACUAUUGUAAUAUAUCUAAAGGCUUGUAAAGACCAAUGGCUUGAUCAGAGGCUAUUGAAGUAGACUGAAAAACAUCUAUUGAUACGAGCCAUGGGAUGAGGUCGUGGAAAAACUUAGUAUGUUUUAAGUUUUUCACAAUUUGUUUGGAACAGUCUACAGAAAGGAACUCAUUACUAUGUUCACUGCUGUAGGUUCCUGCAUUUCCAAUGCAGCCUGAUUUAAUUCCACUUCCACUUUAGUAUUACAGGGUUCCUCUCUAAGGGCUUUAUGUGCUGCAGCAUCUCCAGUUUUCAGAAGUUUGGCUUCUCAUUAGAAAACUUCAGUACAGAGGAGCAAGGCAUCUUGGAGCCAUCUCACACUUGCUUGUGGGCAGAAAUUGUGGAAUGCUGACUAUUCUGCAUGUCAA
This is a messenger RNA of Chroicocephalus ridibundus (black-headed gull), 12232 nucleotides long. RefSeq names its product C9orf72-SMCR8 complex subunit (gene C9orf72). Lineage: Eukaryota; Metazoa; Chordata; Aves; Charadriiformes; Laridae. Gene Ontology annotation, molecular function: guanyl-nucleotide exchange factor activity. Gene Ontology annotation, biological process: autophagy; endocytosis. The record is from RefSeq and is a predicted model, not a curated record. Gene Ontology annotation, cellular component: autophagosome; endosome. The transcript is spliced from 11 exons. Bases 401 to 1846 code for a protein of 481 amino acids.